GUCACUGUCCUGCGACGCUGUGGAUUUUCCCUGAGACGGAGAAGAAAGCCUUACGUUUCACCUUAAAGACAAAUGCCCUUACAAGUUCUUGAAGAGAUGCCCAGCAAGAAGCGGAGACCCAACUGGACAGAUCAGGAGUCUCUUCUACUUGCUCAGUUAAUGCAGGAGAGAAAAAACGUAGUCAGAGGGAAGUACAGCACUGGAGUUUCAAUCCAAGACAAGAGACACGCCUGGGAAGAGAUAGCUCAAACCAUCAACGUUGCCUUUCCACAGGUUCAACGCACAGUUUCUGACUGUAACAAGAAAUGGGAAAAUCUGCUGGCAAAGGCCAAAGAGGAGAUCAAACGACAGAAGAGGCAAGCCGAUAAAGAUGACGUUCUGUCCACUGAACAGUUCAGCGCUGUGACCCAAAUAGUUAUUUCUGUCAUGAACCUGUCAGACAUGCUGCAAAAAGACGGAGAUGACUCUUCAGUCUCAGAGCUGAUGGAAACCAAGCAACACAGCUCUGAUAAAGAUGGAAUUGCUCACACGAUAAAUGAAAAAUUCUCAAACAAGCGUCCACUGGCUGAACACGAGUUCCCUACGAAUCCAGAUCCAUCCAUCUCUUCAGCAGCACAAAAAAUGACUUUUUCCAACGUUGCUAAAUCAUUCACAGUGCAGCUUGGUAGUCCUCAUGCUGUUGUCUUGACUGACUCUGGAGAACAUCUGGGUACAUCUUGCUCCACCUGUCCACCAUCAGCACACUGCACAAAUCUGCAGGAGAGGAUGGAUUUGGAAAUGUCUGUGCUGAGAAGACAAGAGGAAGUCCUGAAGCUCCAACAGGAAUAUUACACACUUAAAAUAAAGCUGAUGAAAAAGCAAAUGGAAGAAUCACCUGAAAAGGACUGAAAUAGUGUUUGCACCUGUGUGUGAUUUGUACCUAAAUGUGACCAACAAAGCUUUAAGUGGUAUAAUUUGUCUGUUUUACAGUUCAAAUGUGUACUGCUUUCUGUAAAGCACAGUGUGAUGGAACAAUAAAAAACACUUAGUGUGACUGAAAACUCUUUCCAUAUUCUGCUUCAAGUAACAAACAUCAGGUUUGUUCCGUCACACUAAUGAGGCGGCAGUGCCACCGCUGUCCUCAUCAUUCCAGUAAGAAAAUAUCUGGUGACCUGGUCAGCUAGUAACAUUCAAAUGCGAGUGCAUCUGCAAAUGUACAAAUUGAAUUUAUUUUGGAGUAUGCUGCUGGCCAUGAAAGCAACCAAUGUGCCUAAUGUUGGGCUGAGGAUUUAUGGUCUAUGGGACAUGUUGGAUGGUUUCCAGUGCUUUUUUGGAGCCUGGCAUUUGGAGACUGUGCCAUUUCUGUGCUGGACCAUGAUGCAGCAAGACAACGUCUAGCUUAUAGUAUUGUGUGAAUGAGAAAUGCUUUUUGUGCUUAGCUUAAGUUGUCAGCUUUUUGUGAAAAAGUAUUUUAUUCCUGGUGCGCACCACUGGUUAUGUCAAACAGCAAUUUUGUCUGUUCCAGACAUCUAUAUAUACGUCUACAAAGACCACAGACUGUUUUAUUACUGCUGUACAGCACGGGAAAUGAUGACUGUGCAUGAGUGAUAACCAAAACUAGUCGAAUUACAUUGUUAAUGCCAGAAUUUUUGUUUGUUGUUCUACUUGAUUACAGACAUACAAAUGUGUUCUUGUUUUUUUCUUUUUGUAGUGCUCUAUUUCCUCUUACAGAUUUAUCAUUGAUUUGACUUGUUAAAAAGUGAUCCAGGCUGGUGUACUGUGUUGUCUGUUUAGACUAAAUGUAAUUUCAGUGUAAAUAUUGUAGCGUGAGAGACAUCUUAAGAUAGGUUUCUGCUUUUUUUUCCCCUAACGAUGCAGUUUUUUGCUUGUAGAAGUAAAUCAUGAUUUUGUCACCUCACAUUUUUAUUUGCCAAAUCAGAGUCUCAGA
This is a messenger RNA of Stegastes partitus (bicolor damselfish), 1927 nucleotides long. RefSeq lists its product as uncharacterized. Lineage: Eukaryota; Metazoa; Chordata; Actinopteri; Pomacentridae. The record is from RefSeq and is a predicted model, not a curated record. The transcript has 4 exons. Bases 73 to 888 code for a protein of 271 amino acids. Gene Ontology annotation, cellular component: nucleus.